AAGGCGUCAAAGAAGAAGGAACGAACGCGUGUUUUCACUGGGAGAGGAAUCAUUUGCAUAAUCAUCUGAAAUGGCUCGUGAUAGAACCCAGGUAUGGAUCUGGCUGGCGGUGCUCGGCGUGUUCAUUCAGUCCUCACAGUGCCUGGGUUGGGGGUCGUCCUCGUGCUCUCUCAAGCAGGACGACCUCAGGAAGCUGGAGGCACUCUGCACUAAGACAGCCGAAGUGGUGAACGCAUCAGUGGCUAAUCUUGAGCAGAAACUAGAGCGAGUUCUCACGUUCGUCGAGGAAAUGAAAAAGCACGAAAACGCCUGGAUCGAGGAAUCCAGCACGUCGAAUGGUUCAAAAGGGACGGUCGAGAGAGACGUUUCGACACAGGAAGCCGUCCUUGUGCCUUCGGUGCUGACGAACACACCGACGCAGGUGGAGUCUGCUGACGUCCAGGGGCAGGAGAGUCAGAACAGCAGCUACAGGAACAUCCAGACCACUCGCUUUGAGGACGACGACGAUGAAGAUAGUGAUAAUGGUGACGAGGAAGAAGAAGAUGAUCAGGAGGUUAAGAAAGAAACCCUUCUUUUCAACAUUCCGUCUUCCACUUCCCCCACAGGAGAAUGCGAAGUUCAGGUCAUCGACAACCACGAAACUAUCGGCAUGUUCUAUAUGACCUCCUUCCGCCACGGCCACUGCGCCAACAGACACCCGGUAACUUCGCCCAUUCGCCACUGCCUCGGCUACUGCGCCACCAGGACCUACAUUGAACGGGAAGCAGGAAUCUGGAGCCAAGGCAACCGCUGCAGCAGCUGUCAGGUGGACAAGCUGGAAACCCUCAAAAUCCCUCUCGCUUGUGACGACGGCUUCACCUUCGAGAAAGCCUUCGAAAACGUCGUCAGUUGUCGCUGCCAGGCCUGCAAGCCCGUGAAGGAGUAGAAGGACGGCUGUUCAUUUACGUGGACGAAUUUCUUCUCAUUUCGGUGUGUAGUGAGAGACACGUGUAUAUGUUUGUUUAUUAUAUAUAUAUAUGUAAGAGGAACGAGGGAGGGGAGGGGAAGGGAGGAUAUAUAUAAAGCGUAUUUGUAAACUGGGAUUUGAAUGGUUUAAUUACAAAGAGAGAGAAAGAAUGCUUGAGAAAAGUAUAAACAUAUUUGAGAAAAAUGAUCUUACGGUUUAUUGAUCGAUGUUAUUUUUGUUUCCUCUCGUUUUUUUUUUUUUUUUUUUUUUUUGGCGUGAGUUUUGAGAGACUAAUAAUUUAAGAUUGGAGUAGAUCGUGAUUAUAAACAAUUCCACUUUC
Penaeus chinensis is the source of this 1286-nucleotide messenger RNA. RefSeq lists its product as uncharacterized. Lineage: Eukaryota; Metazoa; Arthropoda; Malacostraca; Decapoda; Penaeidae. The transcript has 6 exons. Bases 71 to 925 code for a protein of 284 amino acids. The record is from RefSeq and is a predicted model, not a curated record.